AUGAACAACUCUCUGCUUGCUGCUAUCUUUUUAUUUGCAACAGAUUCCUGCAGCUCUAUGACCCAGGGUUUCCCAUUCUGCCAGCAGCUCCCAGAUUGGGACAAUGAGUUGGUAUGCUACAAAGAAUUAAGUGAGGAUCUAACCUGUACCUGGCUGCCAGUACCCAGUGCUCCGAAUACAAUUAAUUAUACCAUCUUCUUAAAAUGGGACAGAAUACCAAAACUUUUUCAACGAAACACGUCAUCAUCUUCCAUCAUGAUAGAACGAAAGAAUCUCUACAUGAAGCGAUCUGCAUCAAUCUGGAUAGCAGUCAAUUAUGCCCAUGACAGCUGUGUGAAAGGAAAGAAGAUCUCAGUUACACCGAGCAAAGCAGGGAAGUGCUUGACACCAUCAAACAUAAAUGCUCAUCAGGUCACAAACCAACUGAUAGUAAAGUGGGACCUGCCUGCAACUCCUACAGCGUAUGAGCUGAGGUACAGAGAGGCAGUCGCAGAAUCCACUCGGUGGACGCUGGUGCCUGUCAAAAGCAGUGCUGUCAAUGUCACCAUUUCGAAUUUAAAUGCUAUGUCUUCAUACAUUGUUCAGCUUAGAUGCAUAGCCAAGGAUGAUCUCUACUGUGUUUGCAUUUGGAGUAAAGAGAUUUUGGUCCCUCACAAACUCAUGAACAAGCCAAGAAUAUCAUACAAUGCAACUACAGAAAUUGCUCCAGGCAGAAGAAGCAUUCUUCUGAAGUGGGAGGUAACACAAAGCGAGAAUAUCCUUGGAUAUUACAUUAAUGUGGAAAGAAUACCCAACAGCUGCAGUGAUUCACCAAAUCGCAUCUUUCUAAAGCACAGAGAAGUUCUUGUAAAUAUUUCUAUGGCUUAUUACAGAGUUAAUAUUUCUGCCUAUAAUCAAGCAGGAGAAUCUCCUCAAGCCAUCUACAUUGUCCCAGACUUCUGUACAACAGACAUGCCUGGCCAAAUCCACGUCAAACACCAGGGAACUAAUGCAGUUGUCACCUGGACUCCAGAAUACAAUCCAAAAUGUUUUGUGGUUGACUGGGGCACGGGUAAAGAGGAUAUGCGCAUGAAAAUAGUAACUACAGCUACUGGAAAUUUCACACUAGACAAUUUUCAGCCAUUUAAGUUGUACAAAAUAAUGGUACAUGCAUCGGAUGUGUGUCAGUGUGAAAGUUUCACAGGACAUGAAAAGACUUUUGGAGUGACCCAUUUUUACUCAGUUGAAGGAGUUCCUAGGACAGGUCCUGCUAAUGUGACAAUCCUGAAUAUCACAAAGCAUUCUGCACUUGUGAAGUGGACCCAAAUAGCUGCUGAAGAUUGUUUGGGCUUUCUCCAGGGAUACAGGAUCAGCUACACAGACACAUCUAGGAAAAAGUCUCUGGUUGUUACUCUCAAUUCUUCUACCACAAGCUACCGUCUUACCAGACUGAAGGAAAAAACCAGUUACCGUGUGCAGAUUUCAGGAUUCACUAAUGUGGGUGAAGGACCUCCGACUCAUUCACAACCUUUCAGCACUCCAAAAUAUGAUAAAGGAGAAUUUGAAGGUUUUGUGACUGGCCUUUGCUUCAGCACAAUAUUCAUUCUGGUUUUUGCACCUCUCACUUGUUCUCUGCUGCUUAAAAGGCUGAAAAUAUCAUGCUGGCCCAGUGUACCAAGUCCAAGAAACAGCAGUGCACUCCAAAAUAUGAUUAAUUGGAAACCUAUUUCAAGGUCACUGCUUCAGGCCCUGUCAGACAAUGCUACCACCAGUCUUUAUGUCAUCGAGCAUGAGACAAAGGCUUCUUUGAAGUUAGACCUCUUUACAGAUGGUGGAGAAGACAGCAAAUGUAACACUGACCAGUCAGAAGAACCUAGCAAUAACUUAGACAUAAGCCUAAAGCAGAAAGAAAUCCCUGAAGAAGUAGUAACAAGUGAAAAAGAGGGAAUCAUUUCCAUUACCGUACCACUCUUGAGUGACUACACUAGCAUGGAGAUCAGCCAAAAAGCCUUGAUGAGCCUGACAGUGAAACUGCCUUCAAGAGUUGUUCAUCCUCAUCUGAAAAUGGAGCUAAGCAGUAAGCCAGAACAAACUGAGCAUGAGUGUUUGUUUGCUCCCCAAGACUACCUCAAGCAAAACCAGCUGGUACUCUUGACAUCUGGACCAAAUUUCAUGGGACAAGUCAAUUCAAACUGA
Messenger RNA from Pezoporus flaviventris, 2175 nucleotides. Its product is annotated as interleukin-31 receptor subunit alpha-like. NCBI's taxonomy places the organism in Eukaryota, Metazoa, Chordata, Aves, Psittaciformes, Psittacidae. Bases 1 to 2175 code for a protein of 724 amino acids. The transcript has 15 exons. Gene Ontology annotation, biological process: cytokine-mediated signaling pathway. Gene Ontology annotation, cellular component: signaling receptor complex; membrane; external side of plasma membrane. Gene Ontology annotation, molecular function: cytokine receptor activity; cytokine binding. The record is from RefSeq and is a predicted model, not a curated record.